This is a messenger RNA of Numida meleagris (helmeted guineafowl), 2349 nucleotides long. RefSeq names its product tectonic family member 3 (gene TCTN3). Lineage: Eukaryota; Metazoa; Chordata; Aves; Galliformes; Numididae. The transcript is spliced from 14 exons. The coding region runs from base 334 to 2196 and encodes 620 amino acids. The record is from RefSeq and is a predicted model, not a curated record. Gene Ontology annotation, biological process: smoothened signaling pathway; cilium assembly.
CACCACAUCCGUCCCAGCUGAGAGAAGUCCGCUGCCCGGUGCGAGCCCGCCGCAACGUGGGGAGACAACGCCGCCAUUCACGCUCACCAGGCUGGGCCCCACAGCAGCCACCUUUCUGGCUUCCGGGCAGCCGCGGUCGGCUGCAAACCCUUCCACCGAGCAUCACUGACCUGCAUACAGCAAGCCUGACACCACUAAGAAGAAACAGAACCGGACGCGCCCACCCUAACGCACAGCGCGCCGGAACUGGGCAGCCGGAAGCUGGCGGCAAUCGCGCACGUACCUCAGCUCCCGCCAGCCCGGAAGUCGGAGCGCGCGUUUCUUAGCGACGACAUGAGCGGGGCUCGGGAGCUCCUGCUCGCCCUGCUGCUGGCGCGCGUGGUGGGGGGUGGGCCCGGCACCGCGCUCGGGGCCACGGCCGAGCUCACCGCCGGGGGCCCGCAUAAGGCGGUUCGCCGAAACGAGGCGGCGGCUCCGUACCGAGCCUCUGCCGUCCGCGUGGUCCGGGCCGGCGCCCAGAUCUCUGCCGGCGAUCCUCUGCCAUUCCUCCACCGCCGCGCCCCGAGGGCAGCGCCGAGCCCUCUCCCCGCUGCCAGAGGCUUGCCCGCCCGCGGCCGGCCGCCCGGCGUCUGCAGCCUCUGCCGCCCCGGAGCCGGUAGCUCGUCCCGCCUCGCCAGCAGCAGGUCUGUGAAUCAAGUGUGUGUGGAAAAGUCACUCAUAUUCAGAAGUAAUACUCCUUAUCGUACCAAUACCAUUGCUGUCUCUGGUGGACCUGAUCUGUUCUGUGUGCAGCUGGAUGACCCGACGUCGAACUAUUUCCAACAGCCAAAGCGUAUCAAAGAAUCUGAUUUUCCGAAGCUCUUGAGGAAGUAUGGCGGGCACUCUUUCUUAGCGCUGUCGCAAGUCCAGCCAUCAUUCUCUGCCUUUUACCGAGUGGGUGAUCCAAUCCUAAUCUACUUUGAUUCGUUAUCCAUACUGAGUGUGCUUAGACAGCCAGUAAAAAUGGGAGUCAGUGGACUUUGUGUGGAUGGAAAUCCUGCUGGCUUCCUGGAAAGUAAAAGCACAAGCUGUACUCGCACUUUCACCAACCUGAGCAGGAGCUGUGUUACUGACCCUGCCCUAGAUGCUGCCUCCUACUACCGUGACUUUGCAGUACUAAAGUUCGUGCCCACUGCCCCUUGCCCUGGCACUGAGCACCUCCGAAAAGAGCAUGGCUGCAUUCUCUUUGCACUCUCCCUUCAGGUUCCGAUCAUUGACACCAUUGCAGAGUCCAUGAAGGUAAAGAUCAGCCCAGUUGGACCACCUGGAGCUCCGUAUAUGAAAGAUAACAUGUGUAACAAUGCUGUUUCUGAGGUGAUCUAUGAGAUAGAAUUUAAUGGUACCCAUGGGAUUCAGAGUGUGUCUGUUCGGUUCAAAGUGACCAGCAUCUCUGGGAACUCUGGAUUCUCACUUCAGCAGCACUUCACGUUGCAUUUCUGGACCAGGACACUUUCUCAUCAGCUGCCUAGAAGUGGAAAUCCUGGUUAUAUCACUGGAGCACCACUGCUGAUUGCAAACACUAGUGCAGUGCAGCACAUGAGCAUUUUACAGAGUGAGAGUGAUGGAAGUUGCUCGCAGUUUCUGAGACACACAGUACGAUUUGGAAGCAAUAUGAGGACUGGCUGCAAACUCAGACUAACUCAAAUGGAAGAAAGUAAUUGCAGUUACGUCCAACUGAAGUUAUACAAGGCUUUUCAGGGGAUGAACCAAGCAGAGGACCUUGCUAUAAUUGGCAGUGCUCAUUCAACCCAAGUGGAAGAGCGGAUGACCAUUCUGAUCCAGAACUGCAGUGUACAAACUAAGAAUUGCAGUUCAUGUUGCAUGGUUCCUGUGACCUUGGAUAUACAGAUAUUGUGGGCUAAGAUGGGCCUCCUGUCCAACCCACAAGCUCAAAUAUUGGGUGUACGGUACUUUUAUCAGUGUCAUCCCCUAAAGUUCCUGCGCACAAGCUUGGUGCCUUUGACAACUGUUGUUACCUUCACUGACAUGACGGAAUGGCCAGAACCUCCACGUGGCCUGCCCAAAACACACUGGAAACUCCCAUUUGACUUUUUUUUUCCAUUCAAAGCGGUACUGAAUGUUGAAAGAAGUUACAGAGAUGAUUUGACUGCCUGCUUUGUUGUGAUUCUAAUACUGUCUAGUAUUCUCUGUUUUUGAAGAGAGUCAAAUAGAUGGGACAUGUACUUAAAGUUCAGUAAGUGAAUUUAUACAUUCAUAGCAUGAUCCAGAUCAUAAACUUUUCGUCAGGUUCUUAUACUGUGUCUAUGGUAUCUUGCGUGCCUUCUGUUGAUGGAUUAAUUCACAUGACUA